GGUCCCCGGCGCGUCCUCCCGUGUGCCCGCCCAUGGCCGGGAAGGUGUUGUCACUUCUGCCUCCUCUGGUGCUGGCCGCGGCCGGCCUCUCCGGCCUCCUGCUGCUGUGCGUCCCCACCCGCGACGUCCGGGAGCCGCCCGCCCUCAAGUAUGGCAUUGUCCUGGAUGCUGGCUCUUCACACACGUCCAUGUUUGUCUACAAGUGGCCAGCAGACAAGGAGAAUGAUACAGGCAUAGUGGGCCAGCACAGCUCCUGUGAUGUCCAAGGUGGGGGCAUCUCCAGCUAUGCAGAUAACCCUUCUGGGGCUGGCCAGAGUCUGAUUGAAUGUCUGGAACAAGCACUUCGGGAUGUACCCAAAGAGAGACAUGCUGGCACCCCCUUAUACCUGGGAGCUACAGCAGGCAUGCGCCUGCUCAACCUGACCAGUCCAGAGGCCUCAGCCAGUGUGCUUGCGGCAGUGACGCGGACGCUGACCCAGUACCCCUUUGACUUCCGUGGUGCACGCAUCCUCUCUGGCCAGGACGAGGGGGUGUUUGGCUGGGUGACUGCCAACUACCUGCUGGAGAACUUCAUUAAGUACGGCUGGGUGGGCCGGUGGUUCCGGCCCAGGAAGGGGACGCUGGGGGCCAUGGACCUGGGGGGUGCCUCCACACAGAUCACCUUCGAGACAGCCAUCCCAGCUGAGGAUCCAGCCAAUGAGGUCCAGCUACGGCUCUACGGCCAGCACUACCGGGUCUAUACACAUAGCUUCCUCUGCUAUGGCCGAGACCAGGUCCUCCAGAGACUGCUGGCCAGUGCCCUCCAGACCCACCGCUUCCACCCCUGCUGGCCAAGGGGCUAUUCCACUCAAGUCCUGCUCCAGGACCUGUACCAGUCACCAUGCACCGAGGCUCAGCGGCCCCAGACUUUCAACAGCAGUGCCAGAGUCAGUGUGUCGGGGACCAGUGACCCUGUUCUCUGUCGUGACCUUGUCUCUGGGCUCUUUGACCUCUCCUCCUGCACCUUCUCUCGAUGUUCCUUCAAUGGGGUCUUCCAGCCCCCUGUGGCUGGGAACUUCAUUGCCUUCUCUGCUUUCUACUACACUGUGGACUUCCUGAGGACCUCGAUGGGGCUGCCUGUGACAACUCUACAGCAGCUGGAAGCAGCUGCCAUGGCCAUCUGCAACCAGACCUGGGCUGAGCUGCAGACUCGGGCGCCAAGGCAGCAAGCCCGCCUGGCCGACUACUGCGCUGGGGCCAUGUUCGUGCAGCAGCUGCUGAGCCGCGGCUACGGCUUCGACGAGCGCUCCUUCCGUGGCGUGGCCUUCCAGAAGAAGGCCGCGGACACGGCGGUCGGCUGGGCGCUCGGCUACAUGCUGAACCUGACCAACAUGAUCCCCGCUGACCCGCCGGGGCUGCGCAAGGGCACCGACUUCAGGUCCUGGGUCGCCCUCCUCCUGCUCUUCGCCGCCAUGCUCCUGGUCGCGCUCGGCCUGCUGCUGCGCCAGGUGCGCUCCUCCAAGUCGCCGAGCGCCAUCUAGGGCGCGCGGGGCGCCUCCCUAGAGCCCCCAGCGCAGCACCCCCCACCUUUCACUGCAACCUGGGCGUCUCUGACCCUGAGGCCGCCCGGAACCGAAGCUCUGGGGCGCAAAAACAAAGGGCCCCUCAGCUCCUCCGGUCUCUGCAUCUCCUCCAGCCCCCGCAGCCCCUCCGGAUGCACUUCCUCAGUGCUUCUGGCUCCUCCUCUUCCUGGGGUGGCGGGUCCCCCAGCCUGGGACUCAGGGCGAGGUCUCCAGAAGCGAAUCUUCCAUUCCGGCCUUCAGGUCCCUCAGAGCACCCCGUUCAUAGAGCCUGGGUCUGUACUAGGGGAGGGUCAGAGGCCACAGGCUGGGAGCCAG
Urocitellus parryii (Arctic ground squirrel) is the source of this 1877-nucleotide messenger RNA. It is a transcript of the gene Entpd2, whose product is annotated as ectonucleoside triphosphate diphosphohydrolase 2. Gene Ontology annotation, biological process: nucleoside diphosphate catabolic process. The record is from RefSeq and is a predicted model, not a curated record. Gene Ontology annotation, molecular function: UDP phosphatase activity; ribonucleoside triphosphate phosphatase activity; GDP phosphatase activity. Gene Ontology annotation, cellular component: plasma membrane. NCBI's taxonomy places the organism in Eukaryota, Metazoa, Chordata, Mammalia, Rodentia, Sciuridae.